GGAGCGGCUGUGAGGUGGCAGAGCGCCCCGGACGCUGGUGCACAGCAGUCCCGGGAGCUGGGUGCUUCUAGGAACUCCACUCCCCCGCGGUGGGGGGCUGCCAGCCCGACAUCAGGAACAGCUGGAGUGCUGCCUCCCCACCGCCACCAGGGACAGGGCAGCAUGAGCCGGGCAAGGCAGGUGGGCAAGAUCCGGAGACGCCUGGAGGAUGUCAAGAGCCAGUGGGUCCGGCCGGCCAGGGCCGACUUCAGCGACCACGAGAGCGCCCGGCUGGCCACAGAUGCCCUCCUGGACGGCGGGCCCGAGGCCUACGGGCAGGUGCUCCGCCAGGAAGGGGAGGUGGACUUCCUGUCCUCCGCGGAGACCCAGUAUAUCCAGGCCCAGGCCAAGGAGCCCCCCUGUACGCCGGACACCCCGGGAGGGGCCGAGGCAGGAACCAAGGGGCUGGACUCGUGCUCCCUGCAGUCAGGGACCUACUACCCCGUGGCCUCGGAGGACAGCGAGCCCGCCCUGCUGCACACCUGGGCCUCGGCCGAGAAGCCCUACCUGAAGGAACGGUCCAGCGCCACCGUGUACUUCCAGACGGACAAGCACAGCAACAUCAGGGACCUCAUCCGCCGCUGCAUCACCCGGACCAGCCAGGUCCUGGCCAUCCUGAUGGACGUGUUCACGGACGUGGAGAUCUUCUGUGACAUCCUGGAGGCGGCCAACAAGCGCGGGGUGCUGGUCUGCGUGCUCCUGGACCAGGGCGGCGUGCCGCUCUUCCAGGAGAUGUGUGACAGAGCGCAGGUCUCUGACCGGCACCUCAAGAACAUUUCCAUCCGGAGCGUGGGAGCAGAGGUGUACUGCGCCAAGUCAGGCAGGAAGUUCGCCGGCCAAGUCCAGGAGAAGUUCAUCAUCUCGGACUGGAGAUACGUCCUUUCUGGAUCGUACAGCUUCACGUGGCUCAGCGGACACGUCCACCGGAACAUCCUCUCCAAGUUCACGGGCCAGGCCGUGGCGCUGUUUGACCAGGAGUUCCGCCACCUCUACGCCGCCUCCCAGCCCGUGAUGGGCCUGAAGUGCCCCAGGCUGGUGGCACCCCUCCCGCCCAGAGCGGGGCGCAGCCCCCCGCCCGGCCGCCUCAGCGGCAGCAGCUGCUCUGCCAGUGGCCGCCUGUCCUCCAACCCCUUCAGCAGCCCCUCCACCGGGAGCAACCCCCAGAACCGGAGCCUGUCCGUGUCCUCAGGGCCGAGCACCCCGCCGGCCCCACACCCGCCUCCGCCCCCCAGGCUUCAGCCCUACCACGGCCUUUGGGGGGCCCUGGCCCCGCAGGCCCACUUCUCCCCGAGGCCCCAGGACAGCCCGCUCGCUCUCUACAGCAAACUCGGCGCCUGCAGGGCCCCGCGGCUGCAGCUGGAGCAGCUGGGCCUGCUGCCCAGGGCGGCCCAUGUCUGGAGGCCGUUCCUACAGGCCGCCCCUCGUUUCUGAAGGGCCCCCUCCCCCCAGCUGCCCUCCCAGGACCCCUGGGGACCCACCUCAGCGACGGCAGCUUUGCUUCCCCUAGAACUGAAGCACCUGGACAGCACUGUUGCCUGUUCGAAUGCUCCCAGGCCUGAGAGCGUUCACUUGCCAACCCCACCCGUCCCUGGGUUCCCCUCUCUAGUUUGGGCUACGCAGCAGCACAUUCCAGAAGGUUCCAGGGUGACGGGGAUGGGGAACUAGAGGACAAAAUGGUGAAAGUAGGGCCCGUUCUUCCCAAGAGCCCAGUGCUGCCACAUGGCCAUUCUCGGACCCGCCGGGAUGUGAGACGGGGCGGACACGGCCCACGUUUUACAUGUGGGUGAACGAGGCACUGAGCAGCAGAGGGUGCGUGUGACCGAGGCACUCCCGUUUCCCGGUUCGCAGGAACAGUCUUCUCCCCAGACUCGGGAGAGAGAUCCGGGAGAAGGCCUGGGAACAUUCUGGGUGUUUCUGGGAGGGGGAAGGCGGAAAACUGGGUACCCCUUGGCCCGAGGACUUAGGGAUGAGGCCCCACAACUGCCACAACUGCCCCUGUGAGCCGUGUGGGGCCGGUGGACUCUGCAGCCAGCAGAGAUGGGGCAGGCCGGGCGUCCCGGGAUCGAGGUGACCAGGGCAGUUCCGUGCAGAGUCACUGCCAGGCCGACGCUCCCAGAGCGUCCGGAGCAGGUGCAGUUGGCCUCAAGGGGGAGGCCCCUCCGCCGGCCGGGUUCCUAGGAGAGUGCGGUGAGCAGCCCCCACUCCUCCCCACCCACUCGCAGUGGAUAAGCAAUAUGAGCAAGAAAUGAACCUUUGUAGUCCAAGCACUGAGACUGGGGGUGUUUGUUACUGCACCAGGACCCAGCUUCGCCUGACAGAUACGGCCGUGGGCGCCGGGGCUGGGCAUUCCCUGGUGGGACUGGAUUCCCAAGGGUCCUCAGCCUUGGGCCCUCGUCCCGACAGUAUGCCCACCAGGAGACCAGGCGGGUUUUACUUACCAGGCGAGGAGGUGGCUGAAGGCCAGAGCACGUCCUUUUCCAAGUUCCCAGUCCUCCCUAACCCACCUGUAGCUCCGCUCGGGCCAGAGUCACCGCUGCACCUGCCCUGGCAGCCUGCUCGCUGAGGGCCAUCCUGAGACACCCGCCCGCAGUCUCUACUGCGAGUGAAAUUAAACAACAGCAAUGGGCUGCCCACCGUGUCCCGGGCACAGCAACAGGCGGAGACCCCAACUCACAUGUGUCCUGGAGAGUCCCCGUCAGCUGCAGGUGACUCCCACUGAGCCAGCACCAUGCAACAUGAGGAGAGAAAUCUGUGAUCACCUAAAUCAAUAAAAAUGUAUUUAAAAAAUUAA
Molecule: messenger RNA, 2830 nt
Organism: Eptesicus fuscus (big brown bat)
Lineage: Eukaryota; Metazoa; Chordata; Mammalia; Chiroptera; Vespertilionidae
Gene: SACK1A
Product: family with sequence similarity 83 member A
Exons: 4
Coding region: 163-1470 (435 amino acids)
Biological process (GO): epidermal growth factor receptor signaling pathway
Source: RefSeq, a predicted model, not a curated record